AUGGCGCCAAGUACUAUAGUUGGACAACGACUCGACUUGAGUCGACUCGAGUCGACUUGGAGUCGAGUCGUUUGGAAAAUACCUUUCGACUCGACUAACGACUCGAGUCGUUUAGUCGAAAAGGUGAGUCGAUUAGAAAAUGACUCGAGUCGAGUCGAAUGGUUUUUUCGACUCGACUCGACUCCGAUGGUCAAUUUUCUCAUGGUGAGUGGGGGUUUUGUAAUAUGGUUAAGGUGUUGGCUUAGAUGGUGAAUAUUGGAUGGUGAUUGGUGGACAUGGUGAUAGUGCACCAAUCACACCAACUGCACCAAUAAUGGUAAAUUGGUGUGAUUGGUGCAGUUGGCGCAAUUUUAACCAUUGGUGGAAUUGGUGGAUGGUGGAAUUGGCGAAUGGUGCAAUUCGCCAAUUGGUGUAG
This is a messenger RNA of Caenorhabditis angaria, 415 nucleotides long. NCBI's taxonomy places the organism in Eukaryota, Metazoa, Nematoda, Chromadorea, Rhabditida, Rhabditidae. The record is from the annotation of a GenBank genome assembly.